Molecule: messenger RNA, 894 nt
Organism: Lathyrus sativus (Indian pea)
Lineage: Eukaryota; Viridiplantae; Streptophyta; Magnoliopsida; Fabales; Fabaceae
Source: the annotation of a GenBank genome assembly
AUGAGCAACAACAUCGUGCCGGCAUCGAGAGCAGGCGCGGUGGAGAUCGCAGUUGCGGCAAUAGAACUUACUGAUUCCUCCAGCUGGUGGCGCGACAUCGACGAAUCUCCAGUGUGGCAGAGCCGCAUCUUCUACACCCUCGCCAUCCUCUACGGUGUCGUAUCCGCCAUAGCUUUGAUUCAACUAGUUCGAAUACAAUUGAGAGUUCCAGAAUACGGCUGGACUACGCAGAAGGUUUUUCAUUUUCUCAAUUUUUUGGUGAAUGCAGUUCGAUGUUUAGUUUUCAUCUUCUUUCCGGGUGUUCAAAGUUUACAGCCAGAGAUUGUUCAACAUAUCUUACUUGAUGUGCCGAGUCUUGCUUUCUUUACAACAUAUGCACUUUUGGUCUUGUUCUGGGCUGAAAUUUAUUACCAGGCACGUGCUGUAUCCACUGAUGGACUGAAGCCAAGUUUCUAUACAAUUAAUAUUGUGGUUUAUGCUGUUCAGAUCAUUUUGUGGUUGAUAUUAUGGUGGAAACCAGUCAGUCUACUAGUCAUUCUGUCUAAGAUGUUCUUUGCAGGGGUUUCUUUAUUUGCUGCCCUUGGCUUUCUUCUCUAUGGUGGAAGGUUAUUCUUGAUGCUGCAACGUUUUCCUGUUGAAUCCAAAGGGCGACGUAAGAAGCUGCAGGAGGUUGGCUAUGUGACAACCAUAUGUUUUUUAUGUUUCCUUAUCAGAUGCGUUAUGAUGUGCUUUAAUGCAUUUGAUAAAAAUGCGGACCUUAAUGUCAUGGACCAUCCUAUUCUAAACUUCAUAUAUUACCUGUUCGUGGAAAUAUUACCUUCUUCUUUGGUCCUAUUCAUUUUGAGGAAGCUUCCACCUAAGCGUGGUAUCACACAGUAUCACCCGAUUCGCUAA